GCCAGGUGCCCGGGCCCCGCAGCCCCGCCCCGCGUCGCUCCGCCUCGCCCGCCGCGUCGGGCAGGGGCCCGUCCUGCGGCGUCCUGCCGGCGCGCUCGUCGCACCCUCCCCGGCCGGGGCGCUUCCCGUUUCUCCCAGCGCAGCCAUGGCUCAGCACUUCUCCCUGGCCGCCUGCGACGCGGUCGGCUUCGACCUGGACCACACUCUGUGUCGCUACAACCUGCCCGAGAGCGCCCCGCUCAUAUAUAAUAGCUUUGCUCAGUUCCUAGUUAAGGAGAGAGGGUAUGAUAAGGAAUUGCUCAGUGUGACCCCAGAGGAUUGGGAUUUCUGCUGCAAGGGUUUAGCAUUGGAUCUGGAAGAUGGGAACUUCAUAAAACUUGCAGAUAAUGGCACUGUGCUCAGGGCAAGCCACGGCACCAAGAUGAUGACUCCAGAGGCGCUGGCAGAGGCUUAUGGCAAGGAGGAGUGGAAGCACUUUGUGUCAGACAUGGGAAUGACCUGCCGCUCAGGAAAGUACUAUUUUUAUGAUAACUAUUUUGACCUGCCAGGAGCUCUUCUAUGUGCCAGGGUGGUGGACUUACUAACAAAGCACAACAAUGGUCAAAAAACAUUUGAUUUUUGGAAGGAUAUAAUUGCUGGCAUACAACACAAUUACAAAACGUCAGCUUUUAAGGAAAACUCUGGAAUGUAUUUCCCAGAAAUAAAAAGAGAUCCAGGCAGAUAUUUACACAGUUGUCCUGAAUCUGUUAAAAAGUGGCUUCGACAGCUAAAGAAUGCAGGAAAAAUUCUUUUGUUAAUUACCAGUUCUCACAGUGAUUACUGUAGACUGCUCUGUGACUAUAUCCUUGGGAAUGAUUUUGCAGACCUUUUUGACAUUGUGAUUACAAAUGCAUUGAAGCCUGGCUUUUUCUCCCAUAUACCAUGUCAGAGGCCUUUCCGGACACUCGAGAAUGAUGAGGAGCAGGAGGCGCUGCCAUCCCUGGAAAAACCUGGCUGGUACUCCCAAGGGAAUGUUGGCCACCUCUAUGAACUUCUGAAGAAAAUGACUGGCAAACCUGAACCCAAGGUUGUUUAUUUUGGUGACAGCAUGCAUUCAGAUAUUUUCCCAGCCUGUCACUACAGUAACUGGGAGACGGUCCUCAUACUGGAAGAACUCAGAGGGGACGAAGUUGCGAGGAGUCAGAGGCCUGAGGAGUCAGAGCCUCUAGAGAAGAAAGGAAAAUAUGAAGGACCAAAGGUAAAGCCUCUAAGUACCUCAUCUAAAAAAUGGGGCUCUUUUUUUAUUGACUCAGUUUCGGGACUGGAAAAUACAGAAGAUUCGUUGGUUUAUACAUGGUCUUGUAAGAGAAUCAGUACUUAUAGCACCAUUGCAAUUCCAAGUAUUGAAGCAAUUGCAGAAUUACCUCUGGACUACAAAUUUACAAGAUUCUCUUCAAGCAAUUCAAAAAUAGCUGGCUACUAUCCAAACCCUCCAUUGGUCUUAUCAAAUGAUGAGACACUGACAACCAAAUAAACAUUCUUUACAAUUGAAGUGAAGAACCACAUAUGCAGCAAAUGUACUGUAAAAAGAAAUAUUAAUUCUCAAAAAAUAAUGCUUUAGUAAAUUCCUUUAUAGAAAUAUUUUUAAUGAAAAUUGACCAAGAAAUUGAUAUUUGUCCAUAAGUCUCCUUUCCAAUAUAAAUCAUUUUGAUGUUUAACAACUCUCAUUAAAAUUUCAGUAUACUAGAACUAAAAAGAACCUUAUUUAUAUUUUCUAUACCACUAGUUUUGAGAUUAGAAUUCAGCUGGGGAGACAUACACAAGCACCCACACACACAUUUGCACAUUUACACAUAUGCCUAGUCCAGUGGUUCUCAAAGUGUGGUCCACAGACCAAUAGCAUAGCAUUACCUGAGAACUUAUAAUGCAAAUUUGUGGGCCCCAUCCCAAACCUCCUGAAUCAGAAACUCUGAGAGUGAGGCCCAAAAUCUGUGUUUUAACUGGUGAUUCUGAUUCACCACUGGUUACACCAUAUCCUCCAGAGAUUAGUUUAAUUGGUCUGAAUAGUUAUAGCUGAGCACUGAUAUUUUUUAUAUGCCUUGGGAAAGUAUAGCCAGAAUUGAGAACAACUGAUUUAUACCAAUUCCUUUGAUUGACAGCCAAGAAUGCUGAGUCCAGUGAAAUUAAAUGAUUUUUCCAAGCUAUUAGGUUUUAUUCUAUUCCUGUGUUUUUUUCUAAAAGAAGGAAAUAAAGAGACAUGAUUUCUUCUGAGAUCACAAAGCCAGUAUGGAACAGAGUGAAUACUGGAAGUCACCUAUCUCAGCCUCCAUUGUUACCCAUUAAGUUUUUUCUCCCCUAAUAAUAUUAAAGUCUGUUUUAUUUUUUUUCAUUAAUUUUAAGCCAUGUAUUUCGAAUGGGGACAAAAAUUGGUUCUUGGGGUGGUAAAAAAAAAAAACUCUUAGAUAAUACAGUGGAUUAUAGCCUUCCAAAAGCAUAAUCCUACCCAAAAAAAUCUUAUUCCUUAGUAUUAAUCUUUCUCAUUAGGAAGAAAUUUAAUUUAUAGCUAUUAAAGCUAUUAAUUCAGUUUAAUUAGCAUUAAAUUUAAUUUUUCUCAGGGGAAGGAAAAUGAUAAUGAAAAAAGAGUGUAAGAAAAAACUGCUUUAAGGGGUUUUAUAAGUAUACUAUAAUCCAGGAUUGUUGUGUUCUAUGUGCUAUGUAUAAGUCAUAGUAGCAGCUAUUUGUUGCAAGCUAUUUAGAGCCAAAUAAUGUUUACAAUAUUAGUUCCUGGCUACUCUUUAUGCUCUAAGUUCACUCUCUCCAUCAAGGACAGUAUUAGAAAACACACUGGUCCCUAUCAUUAUUUUACCUGGAUUAUAGAGGAGAAUUUAGUAUAUUGAUGUGUGCAAUGAAAAGAAAAAUAUUUUGUUAAAAUUUGUAAAUGUCAAAUGAAUCCCAAAUAUACCAUGUGGGUGAGUAUCUCAGGGUAGAUAAAAAAUUACUGAAAUUUUUUCCUCAAAGUCAGUAGCUUUGUUUGAUAUCUGUCAAUAAAUAUACAGUGAUGUACUUGAA
Lemur catta (Ring-tailed lemur) is the source of this 3048-nucleotide messenger RNA. RefSeq names its product 5'-nucleotidase domain containing 1 (gene NT5DC1). Gene Ontology annotation, molecular function: 5'-nucleotidase activity. NCBI's taxonomy places the organism in Eukaryota, Metazoa, Chordata, Mammalia, Primates, Lemuridae. Bases 146 to 1513 code for a protein of 455 amino acids. The transcript has 12 exons. The record is from RefSeq and is a predicted model, not a curated record.